This is a messenger RNA of Betta splendens (Siamese fighting fish), 3460 nucleotides long. RefSeq lists its product as uncharacterized. Gene Ontology annotation, molecular function: transmembrane signaling receptor activity. The transcript is spliced from 9 exons. Gene Ontology annotation, biological process: cell surface receptor signaling pathway. The record is from RefSeq and is a predicted model, not a curated record. Lineage: Eukaryota; Metazoa; Chordata; Actinopteri; Anabantiformes; Osphronemidae. Bases 513 to 1967 code for a protein of 484 amino acids.
UCGUCAGCACCGAUGAGCGGUCUUUCUAUUUUAACAAUAUUCAGAUGGCCCAGAGUAGGAGCUCUGUUCUCACUGCUGCUCACUAAAAGGCCACCGCCUACAGUGCAGCUCCUAGGACGCAGCUGAUGUUCUUGAACAUUGUUGUUUAAGGUUUUUAGUAACAUUAUAGAACACAGAAUAGAGCAAAGUAGAAUCUGUUGUAUGACAGGAGCAGAGCAAACUCAUCACAACAUUUUUUGAACAUGUGAUUCGGUGGGUUGGGUUAAAUCGCAGGCAGUGGGGGGAGCACUUCUCUGCUCCGAUACAGUAGAUGAUCUGAAGGAGGCCUGAAGCUGCUGUUUAUCAGCAGACCUGUCGACUCAUUGACUAAUCUUCCUUUCCUGUGCUAGUUUGUGUAUUGAUGCAAUGCUGCAACCCUGAUGAGGGCAAAGUGAUAGAAAGACAGGAUGUGGGCAGACAACAGGUUUAAAACCUUUGUUCCUAAGAAAGAAGAAGUGACUCCUUGACACAGGAUGGAGCUCCAUUCUCGCUGCCUGACGCUUUUGCUUUAUUGUGUGUUGGAACUUCAAGCAGCCAGACUCCACGUCCAUCCCAACACGUCCCAGUUCUUCUGGUACGAGUCUGUGACUCUGAGCUGCGUGGUCGCUGAAAAGUCCAGCAACUGGGACUCCUGGACGCUGAAGAGAAACACCUCAAACCAGAUCGAUGUGCCGUGCAGCAGAUGGGGAGUGUCAAACAAGUCCUCCUGCAAAAUUGAAAAUGCUUAUCCAGCAGACAGUGGCAUGUACUGGUGUGAGUCUGAGUCUGGGGAGUCCAGUAACACCCUCAAUGUCACCAUCAGUGCUAGCACUGUGAUCCUGGAGAGCCCUGCACUCCCUGUGACUGAAGGAGACACGGUGACGCUUUCCUGUCAUCACAAAGAAGAGUUCAAACACAAAACCUUGAAUAAUUUUUCUGCAAACUUUUUCAAAAACGGCGUUUUCAUCGGAAACGCACGCAACAUCACCUUCUCUGCGGCGUCGAAAGCUGAUGAAGGUUUCUACAAGUGUGGACACCCCACAGGGGUGGAGUCGCCACAGAGCUGGCUCUCUGUGACCAGUAAAGUGAACGCUCCACCUGCUUCUCUUCAUCUCCUGUCUCUGCCCAGGGUGAUUGCUAUCAUUAUACUGAUCGUCAUUUACAAGCUGAUCCUCAUAGUGUGUGUAAAAAUGUACAGAAAGUGGAGCAGAGGUAGGAAUCCUGUUUAUCUGAGAUUGCUUUAUUGUGUGUUGGAACUUCAAGCAGCCAGACUCCACGUCAAUCCCAACAGGUCCCAGUUCUUCUUGCAUCAGUCUGUGACUCUGAGCUGCGUGGUCGCUGGGAAGUCCAGCAACUUGGAGUCCUGGACGCUGAAGAGAAACACCUCAAAAAAGAUGUCUGAGUCAUGCAGCAGCUGGGAAGAAUCGAACAAGUCCUCCUGCACAAUGGAAGACCCUUAUCCAGCAGACAGUGGCAUGUACUGGUGUGAGUCUGAGUCUGGGGAGUCCAGUAACACCCUCAAAGUCACCAUCAGUGCUAGCACUGUGAUCCUGGAGAGCCCUGCACUCCCUGUGACUGAAGGAGACACGGUGACGCUUUCCUGUCAUCACAAAGAAGAGUUCAAACACAAAACCUCAAAUAAUUUUUCUGCAAACUUUUUCAAAAACGACGUUUUCAUCGGAAACGCACGCAACAUCACCUUCUCUGCGGUGUCGAAAGCUGAUGAAGGUUUCUACAAGUGUGGACACCCCACAGGGGUGGAGUCGCCACAGAGCUGGCUCUCUGUGACCAGUAAAGUGAACGCUGCACCUGCUUCUCUUCAUCUCCUGUCUCUGCCCAGGGUGAUUGCUAUCAUUAUACUGAUCGUCAUUUACAAGCUGAUCCUUGUAGUGUGUGUGAUAAUGUACAGAAAGUGGAGCAGAGGUAGGAAUCCUGUUCAUCUGAGAUGAGAUUAGGUCAACAAAGUAAUGAUUUAAAUGAUCGGGCAUUUACUGUACAUGUGUUAUCAUUAACCUUUCAGAUAUUACAGAAUAUGUGAAUAAUUACAUAAAAUGAUUUCUUGCAUAAAUAAUGUGUAAUUUAAAUUGUUAUUUUCAUAAUUUAUAUUCAGUUAUAUGUUGUUGUUUUUUUUGAGCUGAACACCAACACAGAUCAAGUAGUGACAAGGGCCAGAAAGAAAGAACACAUCACUCCAGUUGCAAAGUCUCGGCAUUGGCUGUGUUUUAUAAUGAAUUUUAAGAUUCUUUUACUGGUCUUUAAGGGUCAUAGUAGGGCUUCGUGGUUUUAGCCCUAGCUAUUUAUCAGCACUUCCUGACCCCUAUGUGCCUUGUAGAACCUUCAGGUCUACUGGUAGGACUCUCUCUAAUAUUGCUGAAGUUAGAACUAAAACUCACGAUGAAGCGUAUUUCCAGCAUUGUGGCCCUGGCUAUGGAAAAUUACCUGUUUUAUAUGGCUUUUAGCUAAUCUUUAAUUUUUACAAGAUUUAAAUAUAUUAUUUUAGUUAAACUUAAAUUAUUUUAUUAAGAUUAAGAUAAGAUUUUAAUAACUUGCGAUGUUUAACUUUUUGCUUCUAUAUAUUUCUAAAGUGUUUUCUUUAAGAUCGUUUCUAAUAUUGUCCGUUCCUGUUAUUAGCCUCUCCAAUAUAUAUGAUUGCUGUUGUGCUGUGUCGUUUAUUGGUGUUUUUAUGUAUUCUCUCAAUUCUUCUACCUAUUAUUAUUGUUUAUUUUUUAACCUUUAUUUUCUUUUACCCUUUUUUAGGGAGGGUAUCUGUGAAGCACUUUGUGCUGCAUUUUUAUGUAUAAAAAGUGCUUUAUAAAUAAAGAUUGAAUGAUUAAAUAAUAUGUGCUUUUUUUAUUUUUGUAUGCUUUCAAAGAAAACAGAAACAAGAAUUUCCAGUUCAACUGAAAACUACACGUUUGCACGAGUUACCAAAUCUGGAGCAUGUCUUUUAUAGACAUGGAAAUGGCAAGUAGGUUCUAAAAGGAUUUGAUUUCUGUCCGCUGUCCUUGAUCAUAACCAGACUGUAUAAGUAAUACUAUAUUUUGCCAUCUAUAAUUCCUAAACACAUCAUUAGAAGUAUUCAGUCUGGUGGUCUGACUAUGUGACAUAUAACUUCCACCCACCUGCUGUCACACUCUCAGACACUCAUCGUUUACAUGCACCCACAUCAGUCAGUUAAACAAUACGUGACUUUUUGUCAUGUUCUGAUUCUCAGUUGUGACACACUUUACUGACACUAUGGGAGAAAUGGAGGAGAUUCCACCAGGCCUUGAGCAAGUGGUGAAGAUCACGCUUUAGAAACCAAAGACGAGACUUAUCGAACAUGAGCUGUCGAACGAAAAGCAAAAAAGGAAAAGCUGCAAAGUUCUCAGGAGCAUUAAACCUGUGCAUGAAGGUACAUUAUUUAUUUUCUGUAGUUUUAAGUUAAACGUGUUAUGUUAAU